Messenger RNA from Durio zibethinus, 1466 nucleotides. The record is from RefSeq and is a predicted model, not a curated record. NCBI's taxonomy places the organism in Eukaryota, Viridiplantae, Streptophyta, Magnoliopsida, Malvales, Malvaceae.
AUGACUAAGGCUAUUAGGGUUUCAAAAGAUGUAAGCCAAUCUUUUAAACAUUUUGACUCUCAAGUGAUGUGGCUAGGAUUUGUUUGUAUGAGGGGAUUUGACCAAAAAACACAAGCACCCCGACCUCUUAUGGUCAGUUUGCACUUUCCAGCAAUCAGUUCACUGAAAUUGAUCACCCUUGCCACCGUUUGCACACUCUCGUUCUUCAGUUUGGUGAAAGCAAUUGUUUUUGCGAGGGAACUUGAAGAACAUGAAUGCAAAAUUUGUUUUGAAGAAGUGAAAACAGAGUAUGGAAGUUACCAUUGUUGGAGGGAAGAUUGCAAUUAUAUUGUCCAUGUGAAAUGUGCGACAGAGGAUGAUCGCUUGUACUACAUUAUUGAUCAAGAGAAUCAAGACGAGGAGCCCGUGGUUUCUUCCAUCAGCUGUGUUGUUGAGGUGAACGAGCAUGGAGAAGCUGUAAAGAUCUUUAAACAUUUCAAGCAUGAACACAAUCUAGUGUUUGAAGACAAGAUCAAAGAGGAUAGUGAUAGACAUUGUGAUGGGUGCAUGCUAUCCAUCUCAACUCCGUUUUAUUAUUGUUCAGUGUGCAAUUUCUUCCUUCACAAAACUUGUGCAGAAUUACCCAAAAUUAAGCAUCAUUGGUAUCGUCGAUUCCCCUUCACCCUCGAAGCCAGGGAUUUUUUGCGGUGUAAGUUGUGCUAUCGCUACUGUAGCGGUUUGUUUUACAUUAGUGGACGCUUAUACUUUUGCCUAAGGUGUGCUACAGUUCCUGAUAUCAUCAGACGUGAAGGACACGAACAUUUGCUCUUUUUUGAUUAUCAACGCAAGAGGCAAUGCAGUGCUUGUGGUGUCGGUGGUGGGUAUGGUGCAUUCAGAUGUAAGGAGUGCAGUUUUUCUUUGGAUUUUGCAUGCAUGACAUUACCGCAAGCAAUUCAGCACAAGUGUGAUAGUCACUUACUUAAACUUACUUAUCAUGGUGAGAAUGCUGAUGCAGAACAACAUUACUGUGAUGUUUGUGAAGAAAAACAGAACCCAAACCAUUGGUAUUAUUACUGUUCAACUUGUGAUAAUUCUGUUCAUCCUAAAUGUGUUCUUGGAGAAUAUCCAUUUCUCAAGGACGGUAUCACUUGGAGGAGUGUUGUUCUUAGCACUCAGAGGAGUGGUGUUUUUCACGAACACAGUGACGAUGUCAUAUUUGUCCAUAAGGUUGAUGGCUACCCUGAAUGCGCUGCUUGUGGUAAGCUUUGCCAAGAUGAAGCUCUCAAGUGUCCUAAAUGCAACAUUAUUGUCCACCACAAAUGUCGAUGGAUAGGAAAUGGUAAAUGUUGAGAAGAGUUGUAAGAGGAAUGAAGGCAUGCAGGCACGUGAGUGGUUCUUCUGCUGGCAUUUGGGACACCAUAUAUAUUGGGUGAUGAAUUGGAUGGAAGGUUUGAGUUGAUGAUGAUGAAGAUGAUGUUGGAAAAAAU